This is a messenger RNA of Sordaria macrospora k-hell, 915 nucleotides long. RefSeq lists its product as uncharacterized. Lineage: Eukaryota; Fungi; Ascomycota; Sordariomycetes; Sordariales; Sordariaceae. The record is from RefSeq and is a predicted model, not a curated record.
AUGUCAGGCAUCAAGCUUGAUCUCAACACAGACGGCAUCGAUGUCGUCCGCCAUCUUCAAGACCAAGCUUCGGGACGCACAUUCCUCAUCACCGGCCCAAGUGAGGGAGGUAUCGGCGCGGAAACAGCCAUCUCGCUUGCCCACGGCAACCCAGCCCUGCUCAUCCUCGUGGGCCGCACCCUCAGCAAGAUCCAGCCUACCAUCGACGCGGUUCACGCCGUCAACCCAUCCAUCGCCGUCAAGUUCAUCGCUGCGGAUCUCACCUCGCUGAACAGCGUUCGUGAAGCCGCCCAACUCACCGUCGACGGUUUCGAGCUGCAAUUCGCCACCGCCCACCUCGGCUACUUCGUCUUGACGAACCACAUCCUGCCCAAGCUCAGAGCAUCCGCCGAAGCGGGCAAGAAGCCCCAGAAGACCCAAAUCAUCAACGUCUCCUCCAAGGGCAGCAUCCUCGGCGGCGGCAUCCGCUGGGACGACCCCAGCUUCACCAAGCGUCCGGAAGAGUACAAAUCCUGGGACGCCUACGGCCAGGCCAAGAUGGCCAACGUGCUCUUCACUCUUGCGCUCAACAAGCGGCUGCUGGCCAAGACGGGCAUCCGGCCGUAUGCCCUGCAUCCGGGUGGCAUCUAUACCAACUUGGGUCGGUAUGUGGACGAGGAGUUGAUGGAGGAGGUCAAGCAGAGGGCGUGGAAGGGGCAGGAGAUUCCGUUCAAGACGUUGCAGCAGGGUUGCGCGACUAUGCUGAGGGCUGCGCUGGAUCCGGAACUGGAGAAGGAAGAGGAUGGUGUGUUUCUGAGUGAUUGCCAGUUCACAAAGGACCCGGAGCUUGUGGCGCCGUGGGCGCUUGAUGAGGGGAAUGCGGAAAGGCUUUGGGGGUUGAGUGAGGAGUUGGUUGGGGAGAAUUUUGAGUUUUGA